UUGUGUAUGUGUUUUGUGUUAGAUUUGUUGACUGUCAUUUUCGCGGAGGUGUCGAUUUUAGAAUUCGGCGUCAGUCUGCAUUUUUAAAUCAAUUUUAUUAUAUUUUUUCCACUUGAUACUUUCUAUUCGACAAGAAAUAGUUUAAUACUGUUAAAUCAUGGCGGCAACAAUAUAAACAAUAUUUCAAGUUUAGCCAGCAUUUUAAAAACAGUGGGCUGUAUUAAUUUAUUAAAUAAAAAUGUAUCGAACAGACAAGCAAUUUAUGAAAAAUCCUGCAACGGCACCUUCGAGAAUAUACAUUGGAGGUCUCCCCAAAGUUGUAAUUGCUGAUGACUUGGAUAGCAAAUUCUCCAAACACGGGAAUAUUUUAGGACUGGUUAUAAACCAGGGAUUUGCAUUUGUCCAAUACAAUACUGAAAAUGAGGCGCAGGCCGCUAUUAAAGCUGAAAACGGUACCAUGAUGAUGGGUAGGAAGAUUAUUGUUCGCCAGGCAUUUCCUCCUAAAGCAAAUAAAGAUAUUGGACCACCUCCUCUCAAUCAAGGACCAUCGCCAUUUAAACCUGAUACACCUCAAGGCAAAGGUAUACCAAGCCUCAUCCCACCUUCUGGUGAAUCUGACAGAAUUAAUUUUGAACCUCCAGAUCAUAAAGCAGACAUGCAGGAUAAUAUGGAUACUGGACCAAAUGCUCGUACAGGCCAUAAAUUUGAUAUGGGACGUGAUAGAGGGGUUAGAGGUGGAAGAGGUGGUGGUGGCAUUGGUGCAGGACCUAAAUCCCGUGAUAGAUUUGAACCAGCCAGGGACUUGUUUCCAGAGAGAGACAAUUAUUAUUUUAUGGAUAAAUACAAUGCAGGACCCCCACCUCCGGAAGUAGCGUUACCGCCAUCUGAGAAAAACGACUGUGAAAUUAUUGUCGUCUCGCGAACACUGACGGAAUAUGCGGAAUUUAUCGAAUCAAGAUUAAAGCAGCUAGGCCUCGUUGUGGACUUACUAUUUCCAAACGAAGACGUGCCCAUAGGGCGAGUGUUGGCUAAUAUUUCCAGUAGGGGUUGUCUUUAUGCCAUACUGGUCAUGCCUCAAAAUGAAGAACAUCGCAGUUUGACUUUGAAUAUUUUGCACACUAUUCCUCAAGAACAUAGAAAUAUGCCUCUUGAUGAUGCUUUGAUUCUUAUAUCAAGAAAUUUUGAGGCUUACAUGAGAGGAGAGGAGCUGAAGCCAGUGGAUCCCAAUAAACCUGACCUAGCAGACAGACACCCACAACCUAUUCAGAUGCUCAUUAAUCUAUUAGCCGAGAACAGAAUGUUGACAUCAUCUCAAUACGACCGCAUUUUAAAGUAUCUCCAAGAAAGAAAAGAUCUACAAUACGAGCACGAAGUUGCCGAAGGUGUCACGCAGGAUUCGAACGAAUCCGUUUCAAAACAGACGGAACUUCAGAGCAGAAUACUAAACAUUUUGAAUAAAAAUCCGGAACCAGUCAUCCCCACUUCCAUAACGGCUCCGGAACCGGUCGCUAAAGAUUCCUCGGCGCCCAUUUUGAAAGAUCCAACUGUACAAAAAGCUUUGGAUAGUAUCCUGUCUGGCGAUAUGUUUAAGGCAAUUGCGGGAAAUAUAUAAGUUAAAUUAAUUGCGUUUUAUUAUAAAAGUCACUCUGUAUAACUUUUAAGGCUAUAGUAAAAAUCUACUUGUGGCAA
Messenger RNA from Sitophilus oryzae (rice weevil), 1689 nucleotides. RefSeq lists its product as uncharacterized. The transcript has 8 exons. NCBI's taxonomy places the organism in Eukaryota, Metazoa, Arthropoda, Insecta, Coleoptera, Curculionidae. The record is from RefSeq and is a predicted model, not a curated record. Gene Ontology annotation, molecular function: RNA binding. The coding region runs from base 239 to 1612 and encodes 457 amino acids.